Messenger RNA from Cyprinus carpio (common carp), 3711 nucleotides. RefSeq names its product double PHD fingers 2. The record is from RefSeq and is a predicted model, not a curated record. Gene Ontology annotation, biological process: nervous system development. Lineage: Eukaryota; Metazoa; Chordata; Actinopteri; Cypriniformes; Cyprinidae. Gene Ontology annotation, cellular component: nBAF complex.
AUAUAAUUAUUUCAUCUAGGAUCUGCCAAGGCUGAAAGUAAUUUGAAAAAGCUCAUACAUAUACAUUCACAGCAUUCAUGGCUGUUUACGGUUGUACAUUUAUAGUCAUUUUACAAUGUUGCUCAUCCGAUAUGAAAUUAGUCUUAAUGUUUCAGCAUUUUGACAGGUGAAUAGGUGGCUAUUUGCUGUUGUCUGGGAGGAAUCAAGGUUGCAUUGGUGUUUACACCACUAAUUCAGUGUGGUCACAUUUGUGACUACCUCUUAAUAUAUGGUUUGAGGAAUGUGCUCUUCCACUGAGUCUUUUGAAGCUGCAGCUCUGUGUUUUGGCGUCUUUAAGGCAGACGAUCAUCCCAGGGCUGUUUUGUUGUCUGGGCUCUUAACUCCUCAAAGCUCUUGGUUCUAACACACCAGAGCUUUAAGCUUUUGUUUCAUCCUCUGUGACAUCAGCGCCCGUCUGUGCUCUAAUCUCUCGGGCUUUAGCUAGCCUGUGCUUUCUCCGGGGCUCUUAGCGGUUGCCGGGGUGACGGGCGGCAGCAGCACCUGCUAAGUGGCGCUGGAGUGAGAGAGUUGAUGACUGAGCUGCAUGCCUGCAAGACCUCCUGCUGCUUACAAACACACACGGGUGGCUAAGCUGAACAGGGUUGAGCUGGUUUCAGGGCGGCAGUGGUGGGGUGUGGUUUGACACUCUAUUUCUUGUCCCUGACAGAAAAUGGCUACUUUAGACUCUGUGCUGGGUGAGCAGUAUUACAGGGACGCUAUGGAGCAGUGUCACAACUAUAAUGCCCGUCUGUGUGCAGAGAGGAGCGUCAGGAUGCCCUUCCUUGAUUCUCAGACAGGUGUCGCCCAGAGCAACUGCUACUUCUGGAUGGAGAAACGGCACAGAGGACCAGGUAUUGCCCCAGGUCAGUUGUACACAUAUCCAGCACGACGCUGGAGAAAGAAGAGGAGAGCUAACCCACCAGAGGACCCUCGUUUAGCCUUCCCAUCUCUGAAGUCCGAGCUGGAUCUGGGGCUUAAGAAAGAUGUUUUCUCCAGUGAUGGCAGCAGCUUAGAGGCACUUCUGAAGGGAGAGCCAGUGGACAAAAGAUCCGGGUUGGAGCUCCGCACAGUGGAAGAGGAGCCCAGCUCUACCGAGUACUCUUCCGGGGGACUAAACCCCAGCGGCAGGGUCCGUAAGAAAAUUUUGGAGCCAGAUGAUUUUCUAGAUGAUCUGGACGAUGAAGAUUAUGAAGAAGAUACUCCAAAGAGACGGGGAAAAGGCAAGGGAAAGGGUCGUGGUGUCAGCAGCGCUCGGAAGAAGUUGGAAGCAGCAGCUGCUUUGGAGGAUCGAGACAGACCGUACGCUUGUGACAACACUUUCAAACAAAAGCAUAAUUCAAAAUCUUCCGAAAGAGUCUGUGGGAAGCGCUAUAAAAAUAGGCCUGGUCUCAGUUAUCAUUACGCCCAUUCUCACUUGGCUGAGGAGGAGGGGGAGGAGAAAGAUGAGAUGGACAUUCGCGAACCAACUCCACCCCAACAAGACGAACCGAAGACUCCUAAGAAGGGCCCAGAUGGUUUGGCUCUGCCAAACAAGUACUGUGAUUUUUGUUUGGGAGAUUCCAACCUGAACCAGAAAACCGGCCAAUCAGAAGGGCUUGUGUCCUGCUCAGACUGUGGCCGUUCUGGUCACCCCUCGUGUCUGCAGUUCACUCCAGUGAUGAUGGCUGCUGUGAAAACCUAUCGCUGGCAGUGCAUUGAAUGCAAGUGCUGUAAUAUGUGUGGAACAUCAGAAAAUGAUGACCAGCUGUUGUUCUGUGAUGACUGUGACCGAGGUUACCACAUGUACUGCCUCUCGCCCCCUAUGUCUGAACCUCCUGAAGGAAGUUGGAGUUGCCAUCUGUGUUUGGCCCUCCUGAAAGAGAAGGCCUCUAUAUACCAGAAUCAGAAUGCACCGCCCUCAUGAUGGCCUUUUGGAAAGACAGACCCUCUUUCUCAUAGUUCCCUCCAAGAUUCGUCUGUUAAAUUUAAGCAAACGAAACUGAUCGAACAGAAGUUGUGGUGAAACAGAAAAGGGACGACCACCUUGCCCAGGCCUGCAGACACAAAUAGAGGGAGGAAAAGAGUGCCCUCCUUCUCUUAGUUCUCUUUCACAUCUCAGCAGGUUUGAACUCAGUAUGACUGUUACACAGUUCCAAGUUUCAAACUACCCCUGCUCUUUGUUUUCAACUAUUAGCCACCCCACAACUAACACAGUACUUCCAUAGCAAAUGUCAAAGCCAGUCAGAAACUCUCUUGACCCUUACAGCAGUACAUACUUGGAGGAAGUCACUAUGAGAAUAUUAUGACUCUGUUUUUGAGUUCCUGCUCAUAUUAGACCUGAUAUUUCCACCUGUUUCUGCAGACACUGUUUAACAGAAAACAAAUAAUUAGCUUCAGCCUAUAUCACUCACAAUAAAUAUUGCAUAUUCAGCCAUAUACAAAAUAAUCUGUCUGUAAUGACACUGCGCUUAUCACGGAGAGGAAUAGUUGAAACCAAUCAGCAUGCCAAUGCUUGUUCAUAAUAAGCAAAAUAGAAAAGAAACAAUAAUGUGUUUUUGUAUAUUUAUACAUUUGUAUAGCAUAUAAAGGUGUGCCGUAUUUAAGAUCUUAACAAUAGAAAUGGUUCAUUAUUAUGAUGGGAGCUGCUUGGGGAUUUUUUUUUUUUUUUUUUGGUAAUGAUAGCAUCUGUAUAUGCCACUGAAGCACAGAGUCUAGCAGUCAGUGUGUGAGCUCUUUACUAACUAAUGGGUCAAUGGUGCAGGUAAGGGUAGUGAUUUUAAAUUACAUUUUUAUAUUGUUAUUAAUUUUUUCAUUUUUAGAUGUCCUUAAGAUGUUCAGAAAUCGGUUCAAAUUUAGUUAAAGAUGGUUAAGACGUCAGGUAAAUGAGGAAUGGGAUUGAAAGAGAGGACUAAAAAAGAAAAAAGUCCAGUAUAAAAGAACAUCCAGAAACUAUAAUAACUGUUGGCAAUUAAUUGGGAUAUAGAACAAUGUAUUGCAGGCUACACUGAGAUCAGUUUGUGGAUGUUCAUAGUUUGAUAGAGUCUACCAAGAAUGGUAAAAAAAAGAUUUCUAUACUGUAAGGAAAUACGUGGACAAAAACUUCAAUGCCAUAAUUGUCAUGUUUACUGUGAUGACAUUUCAUUAAUUACAGCCAUACAUAUGACAUAAACAUAUUCUUUUAUUAAAUUAACAUUAAAUUGCCAAUUGCCAGCUUGUGUAGGAUAUUGAAACAAAAGGUUUUUCAGGCACUCAGAAACCGACAGGUCUGCCUUUGAACGUGAGCUGUGUUAAAUAACAGAGUUUCAGUUUUUCUGAAGAACAAAAAAAUCAGUAUACCCAGAAACCACCAUUGAGGAAUAGAGAUAUCAGAAUGACUUUGAGCGUCACGUGCUUGGUUAGCCAGUAAAUUCAUUUUAGUAUGGCUUAACCGAAAGACUGCUUUCAGUCCUUUAAUCUGAGGUCUGUAUUGGCAUCUUUAUGGCAUCAGAUAUGUGCCAUUUAACUUUAAUUUUUAAGAAAACUGGUAAAAUUGUCAUCCCUUAAAGAGGCAGUUCACACAAAAAUGAAAUUGUCAUCAUUUACUCACAAACCGGUAUAACUUUCUUCUGUGGAACAUAAAAGGAAAUGAGAAAUGUCUUGUUUUGGUCACCAUUGACUCCUAUUGUAUGGGCAAUAAAAAACAGUUUUUCCCAA